CCCGGCUGUCCCCUGUGCUGGCCGCCUGUCCCUCGCUCGUCGUCUCUCCCGGACGCUGCUGCCUCUGCUCCGCCCGAUGACCGGCCUCCGACCGAUUGGAGUCAACAUCUACAACACGCUCACGCGAAGGGUGCAACCGCUGGCGGCCUCGCUCGACGGGGGCCACCGCUUUGGCUGGUACUCCUGCGGGCCGACGGUCUACGACGACGCGCAUCUGGGACACGCCCGGUCGUACAUUUCGCAGGAUGUCCUGCGCCGGGUGCUGACGACAUACGCGCCCCCGGGGACCACCGUGGACCUGGUGCAAAAUGUCACCGAUGUCGAUGACAAGAUCAUCCGCCGGGCCCGGGAAACCGGCGCGGUGGCGGCCGACCUGGCCGCCCAUUUUGAGGCACGCUUCUUCGGAGAUAUGGCCCUUCUCGGGGUGACGCCCCCGAGCCGGACCCUGCGCGUGACCGACCACAUGGAGGCCAUCGUGGCGUAUGCCCGGCGCAUUGAGGCCAAUGGGUUUGCCUAUCGCGGCGGCCGGACCGGGAGCCUGUACUUUGACAGCACCGCGUACAAUGCCGGGCGCCCGGCCGGCGAGGCGCCCCUGCAGCUGGCCUCCGAGGAGGAGCCGGAUGACGUCCAAACGGCCGCCCUGCGGGAGAAGCGCUCGUCCUUGGACUUUUGCCUGUGGAAGACGGCCCCGGGCAUGGCGAGUGCCGGCGAUCCGACGGCUUCCGCAGCUCGGCCCCUGCCCGGAACUGAGCAAGAUCCCCUGUGGGCAUCGCCCUGGGGCCCGGGCCGGCCCGGGUGGCACAUCGAGUGCUCCGCCUUGACGGCCAUCGGGUUUUCCGCCGGCUCCGACGGCCAGGGUCUCCGGUUGGAUCUACACACCGGCGGCCGGGACCUGGAAUUCCCGCAUCAUGCCAAUGAGCGCCUGCAAUGCUCGGUGCACGGCUUUCACGAGUGCUCUUCGGUCCCGGCGCCGUUGGACGAAUGGUGCCGUCACUUCACGCACUACGGCCCCCUGGCGGUGUCCGGGCAGAAGAUGAGCAAGUCCUUGAAGAACUUCAUCACCAUCCAGGAGUUCCUGGGCACCGAGGACCCAGCUCGCCGGGCGCGCAUCUUUCGCCUCAUGUGCCUGAUGGUGCACUACCGGUCGGACUUCGAAGUCGACCCACAGAGCCUGGCUCCGGAGGCCGCCUCGGGCGACCGGCAGUCCUCGCCCGGGCCCUUUGACAUCGCCGCCGCAACGGACCGUCGUAUUCAAUCUUUCAUUCACCAGACGGAUGCCCUGCUUGAGCGGUAUGGACAAGCCCUUCGGCAGGAGGUGGCCCGGGUCAUGCGGCCAUCGGCCGGGGCUCUGUAUGCUUCGAGCCUCACGGCGAUCGGGGCCGCCCCGGUGGCCGGGGCCGCUCGACAGCUGUAUGCCACGGCCUGCCACACCCGGGCGGCCAUCGCCGACUGCCUGACCAACCAGGACCUGGACACGGUCCGCGCGGUGCGCCUGGUGGGGGUCCUCAUCGGCGAGGCCAACGCCCUGCUGUCCGACUGCAUGGCCACCCUCGGGGCCGGCACCGAUCCGGUGAUGGUGGCCGGGCUGAGUGCCGGGCUGCUGCCGCGCGAUGCGCUGGAUGCCUUGCGCCAGGCGCGUGCUGUGGUCGGCGAGUUCUGCCACGCCACCGGGCUGGACUAUGAUCCGCGCGCGGCUGGCCCCGGGGCGUCCAUGGCCCUGGCCGGGGAGGGGCAUGCGCUGGCCUCGGCCGGGCCGAUCCUCGACAGUGCGGUGCAGCUGCGCGCCGCCACCCGACAGGGGGGCCUGCGGCUCAUGAAGUUGACUCGGCCUGCCUGCGAGUCGGCCGCCGAGGGGGAGGCCUUGCGAGCGGCGGUGCGAUCGACCGCCGGCGAGUUGCUGGCGGCCACCGACCGCACGCGUGAUGAUCUGCGUGACCGAGCCGGGGUAGCCGUCCGCGAUUUCCCCAAUGGGGCGUCCUCCUGGCAGCGCGCCGCCGAAGAGUGAGGGCCCACUCCACCGCGCCGCCGAAGAGUGAGAGCC
Messenger RNA from Fonticula alba, 2041 nucleotides. RefSeq lists its product as hypothetical. Lineage: Eukaryota; Rotosphaerida; Fonticulaceae. Gene Ontology annotation, cellular component: cytoplasm. The coding region runs from base 77 to 2005 and encodes 642 amino acids. The record is from RefSeq and is a predicted model, not a curated record. Gene Ontology annotation, molecular function: ATP binding; cysteine-tRNA ligase activity. The transcript is spliced from 4 exons. Gene Ontology annotation, biological process: cysteinyl-tRNA aminoacylation.